AGCCUCUGAUUGUACUCACUUGAACUAUAAUCAUGAUAAUAUGUAAGUAUGUUUGGAAACAGGGAUAAUUUGUCAAUGCACAGUCUCUGUUCUUUUGCAAAAUAAUGGGAUGAGAAGUUUUCAAUACAAUUGAAAAUGAUUUUUCUGCAAAGGUUCUGGCACUUUCGAUUCCUUUUUUCUUUGUUUCUUUUUUGGGGGGGGGCCAAAAAACUUGGCAAAAGUAGCCAUUUUGCUGUCGCAUUUACAACUUGCUGUCUGUAUUGGAUAUUCAGAUGUGAUUUAACGUGACGAAAACAAUUUACCACGGAAUCAAAAACGUUAUUAUACCAACCCUUACUUUUUAAUACGAGGAGUGACCCCCUUUUUUAAUUUGAUCAAAUUAAAUAAUUGACAAGUGUGCAAGAUCGGCACAAGAGGAACACAAAGAGGGAGCGGAGACUCGUUUUCUUUCGGAUGGAGUCGGAAUCGGAGCCAAAAGCCCCCCGACUGACUGAUUGCACCUCACAACAGUGACUGCAUUGGGUCGAGUCUCCCUUUGCUGUUUGUUUACGUCCAGUCGAGCGAGCAGGACGAGGAAAAAGCGCCGGGAUGGACACUACAAAUCAGCUUGCGUCUGCGGGGACCUUUCAGGUGUUGAAACUACCUCUGGGAUUUAUCCGUGUUUUGGAAUGGCUCUUUGCCAUAUUUGCCUUUGCGACAUGUGGGGGCUACUCUGGGCAGCUGCGGGUUAGCGUGGACUGUAUGGAGAAGGCCAGCAGCAACCUCAGCAUCGCCAUUGACUUUGCUUAUCCUUUCAGGUUGCACCAGGUGUCCUUUGAAGCACCCAUGUGUGAGGGGAUGAGGAGGGAGCGCCUCUUCCUCAUUGGAGACUUCUCAUCCUCUGCGGAGUUCUUCGUUACAAUUGCUGUCUUUGCUUUCCUCUACUCACUUGUUGCCACUGUUGUCUACAUCUUGUUUUGGAACAAGUACCGUGAAAACAACCGAGGACCACUGAUCGAUUUUGUUGUGACCGUUGUGUUCUCCUUCAUGUGGCUUGUCAGCUCUUCUGCUUGGGCCAAAGCUCUGUCUGAUGUCAAGUUAGCCACAGAUCCGGGUGAAGUUCAGCUUCUUAUUUCUGCCUGUAAAGAUCAGACAAAUAAAUGUGGCUCUGUGCAGGAGCCACGCUGGUCUGGACUCAACACCUCAGUGGUGUUUGGAUUCCUCAACUUUGUUCUCUGGGCUGGGAACAUCUGGUUCGUCUUCAAGGAGACUGGUUGGCACAAAGGCGCUGCCAGGUUUGUGGCCGGGGCCUCCGAGAAGCACACCGGCACCUUUAGCCAGCAGCCUCGCAACCAGGACAGCUUUGAUCAGUCUGGGGGCUUCAACACCCGGGGAGACCUGGACCAACCGUCCGAGUACAGUCAGGUUGGAGGGCCUCCCACUUACGCCAAUCAAAUGUAGUUUGCCUUUUUAUACCUUGAGUGGUGCUUCCGCAUUCUAAACAUGGUAACAGGUGAUCGCAAUGUCAGAAAAACAAGAUUAGAAGAGUUUGCACCCAAUGAAAACAAAUUUUGUCAGGUAUAUUUUUACUCAUUCUGGUUCUUUGUUUCAUUUGGGGUGAGUGCAAUAUUUUUCGUUUCCUCAUUGGAUCAUAUCUACAAUAUAUGUUCUUGGUAAUGUUUUAAAAAGGUUUGGAGGUAUGUUGACUUUGUGCAUGAUACCGUAUGUUUUCUAUUGUCUCUGCAAUUCUAUUUUUAAAUGUUUUUUUUUUUUAAAUGAUGGAUCAGUGUUGUCUUCACUUUGUAACCCAAACAGAUGUUCAUUUUAAUAACGUAUCUGUGGUUAUGUGGCUCUAAUUUUGUUUUGAUGUGAAAAGGAUUGUUUCCUCUAUUUAUUUUCACAAGUGGGUACUGUUGGAACAGGUUACUGUGAAUGUUGUCCGUGUCAGACUUGUAAUAAAAACAUAAUAGGGUUUUCCUCUAUUUAAAGCAUGCCAGCGUGUCCAAUGACAUAUCAAAAGCCCAGCAAAAAAAAAAAAAAAAAAGCAUGUCACCAGUAUAUUUAUAUGCAAAGGUUGCUACAUUUUUAUUCUAAACAAUCAAGUUUGUGUUUUAUAUUUGAAGAAGUGAUAGUUGAAGAGACUGCUAAGUUGGUGUUUGUUUCAAGAAAAAUGAUAAGUGCAACUCUUAAAUGUUGAUUGCAUGUGGUAAUAAAAAGCUCAUGAUACUCGUGUACAACCGUUUGUAUUUAUAUGUGCUGGUUUAUGUAUUGUAAAAUCUAGCAAAGUAAAUGACUGAGAAUUUCUCCUAUUAACAGAUAAUGUGUCAAUUUCACUGUCAUCUUACUCUGUCCAAAGUCAUAUCAAGUCGUAUUUUGAAUAGGAAGGUAUACAGUACAUCUUGAAUUUUAUGGGACAGG
This is a messenger RNA of Syngnathoides biaculeatus (alligator pipefish), 2397 nucleotides long. RefSeq names its product synaptoporin a (gene synpra). Bases 589 to 1440 code for a protein of 283 amino acids. Gene Ontology annotation, cellular component: synaptic vesicle membrane; synaptic vesicle. The transcript is spliced from 6 exons. The record is from RefSeq and is a predicted model, not a curated record. Lineage: Eukaryota; Metazoa; Chordata; Actinopteri; Syngnathiformes; Syngnathidae.